AUGGUGGCCCUGGUCAAUGAUGGAUAUUAUGAGUCCCUUCCUUUCACUUCCGGUGGAUAUACUUGGACGUUCAAAAUCUACCCAAACGGAAACAAGAAGGAAGUAGGAGGGCCAGGAUGGGUUUCGGUUUACACAAAAAUCGAUACCUCAAUCUUCGUCACCCACCCACAAGAUGUGUAUGCAGAUAUCAAGUUCUUCGUCUUCGACGGUGUCAAUCGUUUCUACUCUACACACCAAGAAAGUGAGCCUGUAAGGUUUGACAAAGUAAAAUCGGAGUGGGGAAUGCCGAAAUUUCUGUCCACGGCAUGUUUCGACAAGGGACGGUCGGGAUUUAUUUACAACGAAGGGAAAUGUGAGUUUGGAAUAGAUAUCUUAGUUGAUCAACGCUACCAGAGGGAACUUUUCUCUUAUGUCGAAAACGUCACCAAACCCAUUUUCACGUGGAACAUCACCAAUUUCUCUACCCUCUAUCAUCAUUCUUACACAUCCAAUACGUUUUCUUCUGGAGACAGAAACUGGGUUUUGAAAGUGUAUCCAAAUGGAUAUGGUGUUGGAAAGGAUAGAUAUUUGUCACUCUACCUGUUGAGUGAGAAUAAAGAAAUCAAUUGCGUUAAAGCCACGCUACGAGUUCUAAACCAAAUUACAUCCGGUAAUGUGGCGAAGCAAGUUGAGGGAUGGCCUAAUGCAGCAGAAAAUGGAUGGGGUUUCCAGGAGUUUAUAGCUCUUGCAGAUCUUCAUGAUAAACCCAAAGGUUUUGUUGUGAACGAUUUGCUUCAAGUUCAAGUCGAGAUCACGGCCUUCCAUACACGGACUUCAUCUACCUAG
This is a messenger RNA of Camelina sativa (false flax), 825 nucleotides long. RefSeq lists its product as uncharacterized. Lineage: Eukaryota; Viridiplantae; Streptophyta; Magnoliopsida; Brassicales; Brassicaceae. Gene Ontology annotation, molecular function: protein binding. The record is from RefSeq and is a predicted model, not a curated record.